AUGAGUGGUCAGCGUGGCGGUGGAGGCGGGAGAGGUGGUGGCGGUGGAGCUGGGUUUGGUGGUUUUAGGGGAGGAGGAGGAGGGAGGGGGGGGGUAGGGGCGGGUAUGGUCGCGGUGGCGGUGGGGGUGGAGGUCGUGGAGGGGGGGGGAGAGGUGGGUAUUCUGGUGAUUCGAUAUUUUCGAGGUUUGCCCAUCUGCUGUCCCUACGUUUAUCGGGUUGGCUCUUUUAACGCUUUACGCAAUGCCAGUGGUGCGCCAGCGGUUAUCGAUCCGAAAAUUACGGCCAUGGAAAACCAACUCGUCGCCGUUAAAACGAGAGUCAAUGAACCGCUUAUGCCUCCCCGUCCCAAUUUCGGGACGAAAGGAAUUCCGACCUUGGUCCGAGCGAAUUACUUCCCGGUGGCUCUGCCUACAAAGACGAUUUUUAAAUAUGACGUCGCCAUGGCUCCCGACCCCAAGAUCAGAAGGGUCAGGAAACGUGUCUUUGAGCUGUUGGAAUUGACUUCAUUCAAAACGACCAAGAAUCUCAUGGCAACUGACUAUGCGAAAACGAUCAUUACUGCAAGGAAACUGGAGAUUCCUGAUGACAAAUUUCAGGUGGAGGUCAAGUACUAUGAUGCAGACCAAGCGGGGCCCCACGAAAAGUCUAAGGUCUACGCUGUUACGAUUACACUGGUUCAGCUGCUCGAGCCAGAUAGUCUUAAGGACUAUGUUAAUGGAUUGGAUCCGGAUUUUGACUCAUCACCCGCGAUUCAGGCGCUAAAUAUUAUUUUAGCCAAGCCUCCUUCACAGAACCCGGGUGUUAUUCCCUUGGGAAAGUCAAAGUUCUUUGUUUCGGAGCCGGACCCCCGGAAUCAGCAGACUCUGCCUCGUGGAUUGUUAGCUCUUCGUGGGUACUAUUCCUCGAUCCGUCCCUCGAUGGGCCGGGUCCUUUGCAACGUUAAUGUUUGCAUGACAGCUUUCUACAAGUAUGUUUGGUUUUCUACCGAGAGUUUUAUUGAAAGUUUGUCAGAGAUCUUGAGCUAAUAUAAACCCUUUUACAAAUAGAGAAGGAAACCUUGCAGACCUAAUGAGAGAAGUUGGAAAGCGCUCCGAUCUUAAUGGUUUUCUGAAGGGUUUGCGCGUGAGCACAAACCAUAUUACGGAUCCCAAUGGGAAACGAAAGCUUCAAUACAAAACGAUUGCCAGCCUUGGUGGGCGGUCUGCUAGGGAAGCUACAUUUACUUCCGACGAUGGUUCAACUAUAACUGUUGUCGACUAUUUCAAAAAAAGUAAGUGCUUGCUAUUCAUUAAAUACUAUUCUAUUUUUGGAGUGGCUGCUAAAUACUAUCAGAAUACAACAUUACUCUUAGGAACCCUGAGAUCCCGUGUGUUAACGUCGGUACAAGAGAAAGGUCAAUUUUAUUGCCUCCUGAGUUAGCCACGGUGCUGCCCGGACAGUCUUUUAAGGGGAAGCUUUUGGAUGAACAGACACGCGAAAUGAUUACCUAUGCUUGUCGUCGCCCCAAGCAAAACGCGGAAUCCAUUGUGGGAGAGGGUUUAUCCAUUCUUGGGCUCAAACCCUCAAGCCAACUACUAGUAUGUGCCAUCAACAGUCCUGAUAUUUUAUGCUGACACUGUUUAGAAUCCUUUCAAUUUGUCUGUCUCAACCGAAAUGGUUACAGUCCCGGCGAGAAUUCUGCCUGCACCACCUGUACAAUACGCAGGCGGUCCAAAGCACACCAGUGAUGCGUCCUGGAACCUUAGGGAUGUGAGAUUUCUUAAGGGCGGUGCAGCCAAAACUUGGGCAGCAAUUAUCUUGAAGGACGGAUCGGGUCCCCCCGUGCAGAACCCCAUGCAGCUAUGUAAUUCCCUUCAAGAAAUGUGCCGAAAGUGUGGUGUUGUUCUUCCGCCCUUGACUGCUCAGAGUAUCAUUUCCGUUCAAAUGUCAAUGGGUCAGGACUUGUCUACAAAACUGGUACCUUGCUUCGAGACAUUGAAGAAGCGAAAUGUUCAAAUUGCUCUCGUCAUCCUACCGAGUCAAGAUAAGGCAAACUAUGCUCUUAUCAAAACAUUGGGUGAUGUGAGAUUUGGUAUUGGUACUGUCUGUGCCCAAUCUAGCAAGAUUCAGAAUCCCAAGGGCCAGCCGCAAUAUUUCGCCAAUCUGGCAUUGAAGUUCAAUUUGAAGCUUCAUGGUAGGAACCAUGGGCUUGGAAAGACUGACAUGGGCUUUUUGACCCAGAAGACAACAAUGAUUGUGGGCUCCCAAUUUUUUAUUAUAUUAUGUGCAGGAAGGAACUAAUGAUUUUAGGUUGGAUGCGACGUUACUCAUCCUUCACCGGGAAGUUUGAGGGGAACUCCUUCUAUUGCUGGGGUUGUUGCCAGUAUCGACUCAGAUUUUGCUCAGUAUCCGGCUUCCUUGAGGCUUCAGGAGUCUAAAAAAGAGGUUUGUUUCUUAACUAACACGAUAGCAUAAUUGGCUGGUUGCUAACUUGAUUCUGUUCCAAAAUAAUAGAUGAUUACUGACUUACGGGAGAUGAUGCUUGAACGUUUGUCACUCUGGAGGGAGAAGAACGGUGGCAGGCUGCCUGAAGCGAUUCUCGUAUAUCGUGAUGGCGUCAGUGAAGGCCAAUUUAAGACUGUGCUUGAAGCGGAGCUUCCGAGGAUUCGCGAGGCCUGUGUUAAAAUGAGGGCGGAUUAUAGGCCAAAAGUUACAAUUAUCAUCGUUGGAAAGCGUCACCACACACGCUUCUACCCGACGGACCGUGACAGAGCCGAUAGACUUGGAAACCCCGCGCCUGGAACAGUAGUUGAUCGAGGUGUUACGGCCGUUUAUGAUUACGACUUUUACCUGCAAGCGCAUGCAGGACUUCAAGGCACCACCAGGCCAGCCCACUACUAUGUCAUUCACGACAAGAAUGGGUUUGAUGCAGACUCCCUACAAACUUUGGUAUCUCUUCUUCAUCCACUCAUACAAGAUUUUUAAGUCCUGACUAACCUGAUUGAUCUGAAUUUAGACUCAUAAUCUGUGCUAUCUCUUUGGUCGUGCUACUAAGUCUGUGAGCAUUUGCCCACCAGCUUACUAUGCGGACUUGGUCUGCGAACGUGGUCGUUGUUAUAUAUAUGGCCUCCUCAAUGCCAGCGACUCUGGCAGUGUCAGAAGCACCAAUAGCGAUGAUGAGGCGAGAAUAAACUACUCGAAAGCGGUGCAACUGUGGUCUGGAGGUCCGCAUGCCGACAUUAGACAGACAAUGUACUACCUUUGAGUUGUUGGUAGAUAUAUAGGGUGUUUUCAUGUUCUUUUUGUUGUUCUUCCAUUUGGUACUCAUGAUUCCCCGUAUUUUU
Molecule: messenger RNA, 3324 nt
Organism: Tuber aestivum (summer truffle)
Lineage: Eukaryota; Fungi; Ascomycota; Pezizomycetes; Pezizales; Tuberaceae
Source: the annotation of a GenBank genome assembly